Drosophila albomicans is the source of this 4816-nucleotide messenger RNA. It is a transcript of the gene Kdm2, whose product is annotated as jmjC domain-containing histone demethylation protein 1. The record is from RefSeq and is a predicted model, not a curated record. Bases 535 to 4749 code for a protein of 1404 amino acids. Lineage: Eukaryota; Metazoa; Arthropoda; Insecta; Diptera; Drosophilidae. Gene Ontology annotation, biological process: regulation of transcription by RNA polymerase II; protein demethylation. Gene Ontology annotation, molecular function: protein binding; zinc ion binding; DNA binding. The transcript has 6 exons.
AGAAGCAGCGCAGUGGCGUAGCUUCUGGUACACACACGCACACACGUGGGCAACAGAAGACGAAAACCCCCAAACGAUAUAGAAGCCGAGCCCCUGACGUAGCCAGUCGCAGGCACACAGGCAAGUCACAGGCUGGCUGGCAGAAUCGUGGUGAAUUUUGCACACAAUAACAAGCAAGCGGCCCACCAACUGUGUUGAGUUUCAGUCGGCUUGCCUUUGGCCGCGACGCGAUGCGGCUCUGUCGCGCUGCUCGCUCGCUCUUUCAGUCUUCAUCAUCGUGUGUGGGAGUGAACAACUAUUGAACGCGUGUGUGCUCCGCAGAGCGCUCUAGUAGCGCCCCGUAAACUUUGCGUGCGUUUGUGUAUUUGUGACUGUAUAUGUGUGUGUACAUUUUCGCUGGCUCCUCGAAUUUAUAUGAACAAAUAAUUAAACACAGAAAAAGUGAAAAGUGAGUAAGAGAAUUGAGAACGAACACUGAUUAGAGCUCUCUGAUUUACACCAAGUACAAGUGCAAAUAAAACAGAUUUUGUGGCGAUGUCCACCGCCGAAACGGGGUCGUCGCCUGGCAAAAGCAACAGCAACACCAACACUAGCAAUAACAACAACAAUAGCAGCAGCAAUGGCAAUAGCGUCACUACAAGCGGCAAUGUGAAUCCGAAAGGUGUGCAGCGUCGACAAUUGCGCGAGCGCAAACAACGCAAACUUUACCUUGAGGAAUGGACACUGGGUGAUGAUGAUGGGGAGGGGACGCGCGGCUUCAGUGUGGCCGAAAAGCUCGAGUCCUCCAAGUUUGCACAGGCCGGCAUGGUACGGGAAAUGCGCGGCAGCGAUCUAACAGUCGCUUUUCUACAGCAACAUGGAUUCAACAUACCCUUGUUGUUCAGGGAGAAAAGCGGCUUGGGGCUGCGCAUGCCAGAUCCUCAAGAGUUCACAGUGAACGAUGUGCGAUUGUGUGUGGGAUCGCGUCGUCUGCUGGAUGUCAUGGACGUCAACACGCAAAAGAAUCUGCAGAUGACAAUGAAGGAAUGGCAACAGUACUAUGAUAAUCCGCAAAAGGAUCGAUUGCUUAAUGUCAUAUCGUUGGAGUUCUCGCACACACGACUCGAUCACUUUGUGCAGAGUCCGGAGAUUGUGCGACAAAUCGACUGGGUCGAUGUCGUCUGGCCCAAGCAGUUGAAGGAUGCACAGAAAGAGAGCACCAAUCUGCUUGGCGGCAUGAUGUAUCCCAAAGUGCAAAAAUAUUGCCUCAUGUCGGUGAAGAAUUGUUACACCGAUUUCCAUAUUGAUUUUGGUGGCACUUCGGUCUGGUAUCACAUCCUCAAGGGUAGCAAAGUAUUUUGGCUCAUUCCACCCACCGAUCGCAAUCUGCAGCUCUACGAGAAGUGGGUGUUGUCCGGCAAACAGGCGGACGUCUUCUUUGGCGAUAUGGUGGAGAAGUGUGCUCGCGUUUAUCUCACAGCGGGCAACACAUUCUUCAUUCCCACCGGCUGGAUACAUGCCGUCUAUACACCCACGCAAUCCCUUGUCUUUGGCGGCAACUUUCUGCACUCCUUUGGCAUUGUGAAGCAACUGAAGACGGCCAGCGUUGAGGAUAACACGAAGGUGCCGCAAAAGUUUCGAUAUCCCUUCUUCACCGAGAUGCUGUGGUAUGUCCUGGCACGCUAUGUCUACACGCUGCUCGGCCACUCGCAUUUGGAUGGGGAGCCGUCGGCCAGUGAGACGGAGAUGGCCGCUCGUCCACACACACAUCUGACACACUAUGAGCUCUUUGGGCUCAAGGAGAUUGUCAUGUAUUUGUACGAUUUGCAGCCACAGAAGAAGAAUGUGCCCAGCUUGGUGCUGGAUCCGGUGGCGCUGAUCAAAGAUGUGCGCACAUUGGUGGAACGGCACUGCAAGGAUCAGCAGGAUAUGGCCGUAACAGGCAUGUCUGUGCUACGUCUCGCUGCCGAGCAGCAGCCACACUUUCAACUGUACGAUCGGACGCGCGUCAAGCAAGAGAUCAAGCAGGAGAUCGCUCGCAAGAAUGCGGAGGUUAUACGCGAGCAACAGCAGCUGGAAGCGGCCAGGGAGGCCGAGUCGGAGGCUGUCAGCAAUCCCACCAACAAUCCCUCGAGCACCAACAGCAGUGGAAGUGGCAGUGGUAGCGGCAGCAACAGCAAUAAUAUCGCCAGCAGCAACAACAACAACAGUUACAGCAACAGCGGAGCUGGAGUCGAGUACAGCAAUGGAGUGCUUAAGAAGGAGCAGUUGGAGAACGGAAGCUCCAAUGCGCAGCCAGAAGCCACCUUUGUGCUGCCCACGGAUACGCUCAAGUAUCGACCGCCGAAGAAGAUGCAUCUUGCAAAUGCUGUGGCAGCUGCCGCUAGUAGCAGCAACAGCAAUAGCAGCAGCAGCAAUAACAACAACAAUAACAGCAGCAACAGCCCCACAAAUAUCGCUGGUCACAGCAAUGCAGUCAGCGUAAUUGCCACCAGCUCUGGUUAUGUGGAUGGCGCCGCCGCAGUUGGAGGAGGGGCUGGAGGAGGAGGAGGAGGUGCUGGCGGUAGCCUGGACAAUUGUCCGUCGCCAGGUGAAGCGGGCGCCAAAUUGUCGCCGCAUCUAACGGGAACUGGGCAGCCGCGACGCCGAAGAACGCGUUGCAAGAACUGUGCCGCCUGUCAGCGUUCGGACUGCGGCACUUGUCCCUUUUGCAUGGACAUGGUCAAGUUUGGUGGCCCGGGCAGAGCCAAACAGACGUGUAUGAUGCGACAAUGUCUAUCGCCCAUGUUGCCGGUGACAGCGCAGUGUGUCUACUGCCAUCUGGAUGGCUGGCGACAGACGCCAGUGUCGCCGCAGACGAAACAGCUCGCCUCCCUUGAGGGUCCGUCGGCGUUGAUGGAGUGCUCCGUUUGUUAUGAGAUUGCCCAUCCGGACUGUGCGCUGUCGCAGCUCGAUGGCACUGAGGAUGCGGCCGAUGCCAAGGGCUUUGUCAACGAGGAUCUGCCCAAUAGCUGGGAGUGUCCCAGCUGCUGUCGCUCGGGAAAGAACUACGACUACAAACCACGACAUUUCCGUGCACGGCAAAAAUCAUCCGAAGUGCGACGCGUGUCCGUUUCGCAUGGCAAUAAUGCUGGCGAGGCUCACGAGACUGGCGGUGGAGGUGGAGGAGGAGGUGGAGCGGGUGGCGCACCUGGUGGUAAUCUAUUGCCACCGCCAGUGGGACAAUACAAUGACUUUGUGUUUACCAGCGAGUCGGAGAUGGAAUCGGGCAGUAGUGGCAUGCACACGACCCACUGGAAGCAUGGCCUGAAGCGUCACCAUCAGCUGGAGGUGAAGACGGAGCGCAUUAACAGCUGUGAUACGCCUUCGCCGGGCAUAUCGCCGAAUGCGUCUGUGGGCGACAAGGUGAAGCGACGCAAGAGCGAUGAUGGCACCAGUGUCAGCAGCAGCAUGCACGAGAGCAACGAUGCACCCUGCUCCAGUUCCAUGGAAUGUGGUGCGGGUGGCACGGCAGCAUCAAAUGCGGCAGCCUCUGGUCAUGGUGGCGGAGGUGGAACUGGCGGUGGCGGUGGGGGGUCACGCAAGAAGAACUCGAUACGUUCCCAGUUGGCGCAACAGAUGCUCAACUCAUCGACGCGUGUGCUGAAGAAGCCGCAGUACGUGGUGCGUCCGACACCGUCGUCGGGCUCCUCCUCGCUGGGCAACUCGUCGGGUGUCAGCAACGGCGCCAGCAAUGGCCUCAACAAUAGCGCUGGCAGCAAUGCGACGGGCACAGCGGGAACUGGCGGCGGCAGCGGUGCAGCUGCAGUGUCCAGCAAUGGCGCCAAUGGACACCACAAUCAUCAUCAUCAUCAGCAGCAACAUCAUCACCACCAUCAUCAUCAUCAUCACAAUAAUAGCAGCAGCAGCGGGAACAACAGUUCACAGAAUCUGGCAUUGGAUGCAACGCUUUUGAAGAUCAUCUUUCGGUAUUUGCCCCACGAGACGCUCGUCACGUGCUGCUCCGUGUGCAAGGUGUGGUCGAAUGCGGCCGUCGAUCCUGAUCUCUGGAAGCGCAUGAAUUGCGCCGAACUGAAAAUAUCCGCAUCACUGCUGACGGCAAUUGUGCGACGACAGCCCGAGCAUUUGAUCUUGGACUGGACGCAGCUGGCGAAGCGGCAAUUGGCCUGGCUGGUGGCCCGUCUGCCGGCGCUUAAGAAUCUCUCGCUGCAGAAUUGUCCCAUCCAAGCGGUGCUGGCGCUGCACACAUGUCUCUGUCCCCCACUGCAGAUACUCGAUUUGAGUUUUGUGCGCGGCCUCAACGAUGCUGCCAUCCGGGACAUUUUGUCGCCGCCAAAGGAUUCACGGCCCGGUCUCAGUGAUUCAAAGACACGACUGCGCGAUCUCAAGAUGCUCAAGCUCGCUGGCACAGAUAUCUCGGAUGUUGCGGUGCGUUACAUUAUGCAAUCGCUGCCCCAUCUCAAGCACUUGGAUCUGUCAUCGUGCCAGCGCAUUACCGAUGCGGGUGUUGCACAAAUUGGCACAUCGGCGACGGCAAUCAAUCGCUUAGCUGAGCUCAAUUUGAGCGCAUGUCGUCUGGUCUCUGAGAAUUCGCUGGAGCAUCUAUCCAAGUGCGAGAGUCUGGUGUGGCUCGAUCUGCGGCAUGUGCCGCAAGUGAGCACACAGUCCGUGAUAAGAUUUGCUAGCAAUUCGAAGCACGAUUUGUGCGUCAAGGAUAUCAAGCUGGUGGAACGACGUCGUCUCUCGCUCACCAAUAACUGGCAUGACUGAGUAACGACGACUACGCGAGGAGAGCGAGGGUGACGAUGACGAUGGCAGCGGCAAUCCUAGACACAUA